AUGAAUGUUACUCACCAAAAGAAUAUUUUGCAUUUAAGCACGGCAGAGGAAAGAUGCACAGGAACGAGUAUAUUUAAUGUAGAUUUGGAAAAAGACGAGCCGCUGGAAAUAUUGAAGAUACAGUUGAAGAUAUUAAAAAUAGAAGUAUUGGAUGAGGACAAUUGGAAAGUUAUAGAGGAGAUCGAAAGUCCGGUAGUUCCAAAGGCCACAAAGAAAAUAAGAAUAUUAUUCGAGAUUGAGAGGAACAACCCGGGAAUAUCCUUCUACAGCACGCCAGACAAGAAGCACAUGGAGUUUGUGGGGGAGCCUGUAAACGGGCAGGCGCAGGUUUUGUUUCCUCUUCUGUCCGUAGAGGUGUUUACCAUAGAAAUGGUCUAUAUUGUUUCGAGCGAAAAGGGGUUCCAGGUUGCUUCCAGCGGGGUGCUUAGCGGGAUAUACGAUGGAGGCACAACCAAAAUGUUCCACUACAAAAUAGAAAAUGGCCGGCCAAAAGAUGUUGUGUUCGCAGGGGGAAUGUUUGAGGAAAUGCAGUCGGGUAGAGUCUCCAUUCUUGUGCCUGAAAUGUUUUCGAAUAAAUUCUCGGUGGGCAGGAAAGAGUGCUUUGAAGUUAUUAAGUCCUCGAUAGUAACAGCACAGCAGGCACUAGACUAUAAGCUCCCGUUUUGCAGGCUGCAGGUCGUGUUUACGCUUUGCAACGUGGUCGGAACGGUGGGAAGAAACUGCGCAGUCCUGAACAUUUCGCAGAUGAUUGUGCCAGAGGCAAUUGACCAGUGCUUCUCCAGCAUCAAAACCCUGACCAAGAUAGUUGCCGAGCAGUACUUUGGCAUAUUUGCAUAUUCUUCGUCCGAUCUGGACGAAUGGAUAUACACCGGCUUGGCAGAGCAUGUGUCGAUGUAUCUGAUAGAGGUGUUCCUGGGAGUCAACGAGAUGAAGUAUGAGCUCAAUCGAAACAUCGACUACGUGCACAAAAAAGACAUCGAAGAGGCGCCUCUUUCGUCGGCCAGCCGCGCCAGGAGCACGUUCAGGUCUGAGUUUUUCAUCAAGAAAUCAAGCGCCUUCAUAAAGAUACUGGAAAACAAUCUUACGCGAGCAUUCAUGCAGAAAAUCAUGAAGGAGGUUCUGGAGCUGCGGUCUGUCACCACACAGGACCUAAUUCGAAUCGUAAAGGGCAUUACAGGAAAAGACGUUCGAAUGCUGUUUGAAGCGUAUGUGUACAAAGCAGGGAUUCCGACAGUGGUUGCACAGGUUGAGCAGAACAGCCGGGCAGGCGGGUUUUCGAUUAUGCUGAAGCAGAAAAUCCACUCUGUGCACCCGGAGGCCAACAGAAACAUUACAGGAAACAUAUGCAUACGGGUGUACGAGAGCGACUCUGUGCUAGAUCAUGUGCUGUUUAUAGGAAGCACGCCAAUAACGCACGAGCUGGCGUGCAACCAGAGAAGCCAGAGAAGAAAGCAAAAAGGAGAGGAGGCUGCGUCCCUUUUGUGGGUGAGAAUAGACCCGGGGCUGGAGUGGAUGAAGGUUUCGGCGGUUGAGCAGGCUGACUACAUGUUUGCAGAGCAGCUUGUCAGCGAAAAAGACGUGUACGGGCAGAUGGAGGCGCUUGCCGGCGUGCAGAAAAACCCCAGCGAGACGAUCUGCGGGAUUCUGGAGAGAGUGAUGGGGGACCCCCAAAUAUUCUACAAAGUAAGCAUAGCUGCUGGCGUGCUUUUGGCAAAAAGUGUAAACGAAGAGUCUGGAUACUUUGGGUUCCAGCGGGUUGUGCAGUACUUUAUCAACAGCUACUGCAUACAAAACACCACAAUCGUGAAGACAAACGACUUUUCGCAGUAUCGUAUGUACUUCAUGCAAAAGAACAUUGCGGCUUCAAUGUCGCUGUGCCAGCUGGACUCAACGAAGGUUCUAAGCGGAAGAACAAUUCGAGCCAAAAACGUGGUUUCCGCGUUUCUGCUGAAUCUGAUGCGGUACAACGACAACACAGGAAACAACUUCGAGGACUCCUUCUAUCUAGCAGACAUAAUCACGUCGUUGUCGAUUGCGCUGUGCUCGGACGCGUAUCUGGAUGCAAGCCCCUUUGUGAUGGAGAUGGAGCGGCUUCGAAAGAAAGACUUGCUUUUUCCAAGCCACCAAAACGUCAUAACAUGCGCAACCAUCAAGGCCUUUACGCGGCUGGGCGUGCAGGGGCACGUAGCCGUCUCGCUUAAGGGGAUGCUGGAGUACACCAUGCCAGAAAACUUCUACAAGGUGAGGAUGGCAGCAUACGAGUGCAUUAUUAUGCUGCACUGCCAGAAGCUGGAUGUUGUUUUGGAGAUGGCGCGGUACGAGGAAAGAAUUGUGCGCAUAAAAAUACUUGCUGUGAUCAGAGACAGCAUAAAGUGUGCAGCCCUGCCUGUGUUUGAAGAGGUGAAGAAGCACCUUCCUGCAGUGCAGAAAAUAGGAAGCGAGUUUGCUGGGGACGAAAACGUGGAGAACCUGGUGCAGGAAAUAGAGAGUCUUUUGCUGGAGCAGACAGAGCUGGCGUCUGACCUCAUAGAAGAGAUCGUGCUGCACGACUUAAGCAGCGACGAGGAGGCAAAGACCGUGCCAAGAGUCGUGUUUAAGAUAUUCAAGCCGCUGCUGCUUCGAAUUCCGCUAAGUCCGCUAAGGGCCCUUGAGCAGGCGCCAGAGCCAGAGCCUGUGGAGGCGCAGCCUGUCCAUGUGCCGGUGGUCCAGGUAAAUGUGGACGACCUUUAUGCGGUUGACGUGCACAGGAGCGUGUACUGCCUUGGAGACCCGCAGAAAACAGCGGCAUACCACUUCCUGUCGCAGAUAAAGAAGAACAAGUCGACCUCGCACAUUCUGCAGGCGUCUAAGAAGGUGGAGGCGGCGUCUGGAGGAAAAAUUCCGACAUUCGAAGACAUCGUGAUAGCAGCCGAGCAUGCGUCCCCGGAAGAGGAGAGAGAAGGAUCGCAGAAUGCAGACGAAAAAAAAGAAAAAGACUCUGCCACCAAGCAGCCCUCCGAGAACAGGGAGAAGCCAAAGGAGGCGGUAAAAGACAUAAGCAUAACAAUAUCGCACACAAAGGAGGAGGAGCUUCUUGGAAACCCGGUAAGGUGCCUGUUCAACGCGUCGGACGAGUAUCCAAUGGUUGAAAUAUACAACAAAUCGAUGUGCAUAUUCAGAGAGUAUUUUAAAUACGCACAGUACGACACGUCAAUGUAUAAUACGAUAAAAUACUUCCAGGCGCACUUUGAGAGAGAGUACACGGCGUUCUUCCAGUCGACAGACGCUGCAUUCCACAGAGUGGACGCAGAGACCGUGGACGGAGCCUGUGGGAGAGAGGUGCUCCUGGAGGUUUUGGACAAAAUCAUGCAGGAGGACACGCAUGCAGUGUUUUCAGUUCCCAUUAGCACAGACCUGCUUAAGGAAUACAAGUACAUGGAAAUAGUGAGAAGGCCUUUGGAUCUGCUGACAAUAAGAACCAGCCUGGCAGAGAAGAAGUACCUUAUGGUGGAGUGCGUUAUUUUUGACAUUUUCCAGGUGUUCCUGAACUGCAUGGCAUACAACCUCCCGAACUCCGAAAUAUACAACGAGGCAGUUCUGGUAAAGCAGAGGGCAGAGCAGGUGGUGUCUCAGAUAGAGGGGAAGUUCACAGAAAAGUGCACGCUCAAGGACGCCCUGAGAACGUUUGUGCCGGACAGCAUGGAGCAGGAGUUUGCGCUUUUCUUUGAAAAGGUCAACAAGGACAAGUACCCGCAGUAUUAUAGCGUGGUAAAGGAGCCUAUGUCUUUGUCCGUGGUGAAGGAAAGAAUUGAGGACGGGUAUUAUAAAAACAUUGUGCACUUUGAAAGUGACAUCCAAAAAAUCAACUCCGCAAGCAUAGCAUACAAUGGAGCCCUUUCUGACAUCACAAAGCUAAGCAAGAUUCUCACGCAGAGAGUGCAGGGCUUCGUGCAGAGCGCGUUUCCGUGGUACAAGAGCAUUUUCAGCAAAAGAAGCUUUGGCGCCCAGCAAAGAGCAAGGACAGGCCCCGCCAGCAGCAAAAAAGCAAAGCUCCCCAAAUAA
Messenger RNA from Nematocida major, 4041 nucleotides. RefSeq names its product transcription initiation factor TFIID subunit 2. NCBI's taxonomy places the organism in Eukaryota, Fungi, Microsporidia. The transcript has a single exon. Bases 1 to 4041 code for a protein of 1346 amino acids. Gene Ontology annotation, biological process: transcription initiation at RNA polymerase II promoter. The record is from RefSeq and is a predicted model, not a curated record. Gene Ontology annotation, cellular component: transcription factor TFIID complex. Gene Ontology annotation, molecular function: transcription cis-regulatory region binding; protein binding; chromatin binding.